AUGCUCUUUCAUUAUCAUUGGCUUGGAGCGCUCGGUUAUCCAUUGAGUUCAAAGCACAAGAAACGAUCAGACUUAUCGCGCGGCUUCGUCAACCUCACAGGUCCAGGCCCCCAAGACCCCCUGAACAUCCAGAAACUCAGGUUCCAAGCAGCCCAGGGACCACAGGACGUCGCAGAUCUGCGCGAAGCACUCAAACGAGCUAGAGGAAUCAUCGGUGGCUUGACGGUAUCUCCGUGGAUUGAAGGAGAAACUUCACCCGGAUCGCGGGUGCAGACGGACGACGAGAUUGAUGAGUACAUUUAUGAGAAUGUUUUUGGACAUCAUGCCUGCUGCACUAAUAAAAUGGGAGCCGACGAUGACCCGAUGGCCGUUCUCGACGGCAACUUCAGCGUGCGCGGUGCUGCAGGUCUUCGUGUCGUCGACGCCAGCUCCUGGCCCGAUGUCCCUGGGUAUUUUAUCACCACACCAACGUAUAUGAUUUCAGAAAAGGCCGCGGAUGUUGUUAUUGCUGCAGCUAGUCGACGAUCAUGA
Messenger RNA from Stereum hirsutum FP-91666 SS1, 531 nucleotides. RefSeq names its product glucose-methanol-choline oxidoreductase. The transcript has 4 exons. Lineage: Eukaryota; Fungi; Basidiomycota; Agaricomycetes; Russulales; Stereaceae. Bases 1 to 531 code for a protein of 176 amino acids. The record is from RefSeq and is a predicted model, not a curated record. Gene Ontology annotation, molecular function: flavin adenine dinucleotide binding; oxidoreductase activity, acting on CH-OH group of donors.